AUGGCAUUUUUCAUUCCCCCCUCUGUCCUAGAGAACCAGGCCCCUAGCGCUCUCCAAUCCCCAUCCUUCAGAAACAACAUCACACCCGGCGACGUAGGAAUCCUAAAAUCAACCCUCCUACCGUCAUUCAGUCUGUAUUAUAGCCUCUCACUCGCAACAUACCUUGCAGCCGAAGUAACAGACAGAGUCGAACUCAAAGACUGGCUCUGGCCCUCCGCCCAAGUCCUCAAUGCCUGGUGGACCGCCAUCGGGCACCCGAUUUUAAAACACAAGAUCUCAUUCAGAGAAGCUUGUGAGGCUCUACCAUGGUCGGAAAGGGUUCUGCUAAGCUGCGUUACUAUCUGGGGCGUGAGACUCUUUGCUCGGAUUGCGUGCCGGUCAUUGUCCCGCGGGACAGAUGAUGCGCGGUACGACGCAGCCAAAAAAGAGCGGAACUUUUGGAGACGUGGGUUUAUGAGGGUAUUUUUCCCGGAGGCUGUUAUAUUGAGUGUGAUCUCUUUGCCGUUCACGGUCCCGUUCACUAUGGGUGGAGCUACGCUCCCGAUAGGCAAUGACGGGGUGAAUGUUGUUCGGGCACUUGGUGUUGGACUUUUUGCUGCUGGGUUUGCGUUGGAGGCUAUGGCAGAUACGCAGCUUGCACUGCAUCGACGAGAACGGACGGAUUUGUGUCGACAUGGGGUUUGGAGUUUGGUGCGGCAUCCGAAUUAUCUUGGAGACACUUUGGUCCAUUUCUCCUUUGCCCUACUCAACAUGGCUGGUCCAUUUAAUCCAGUUGUCAUACUAGGACCUGUGACGAACUACCUAUUCCUUCGAUAUGUGGGUGGCGAUAAGGAAAUUGAGGCUAGCCAGGAAGAGCGCUAUCGGUCUCAGGAUUCAGAUAAGUAUAGGCAGCUGCAACAGUGGCAGGAAGAGAAAAAUAGUUUCUGGCCAAAUUUGCGGGACUUGGCGAAUCCAUGGACAUUGGCCGUUGUUGGUAGCGGUUUCAUUGGCGUGGUGGCCGAGGAAUGGCUGAGAGGGGUUUAUGAUAUAUAA
This is a messenger RNA of Penicillium roqueforti, 1032 nucleotides long. Its product is annotated as DUF1295 domain protein. Bases 1 to 1032 code for a protein of 343 amino acids. Gene Ontology annotation, cellular component: membrane. Lineage: Eukaryota; Fungi; Ascomycota; Eurotiomycetes; Eurotiales; Aspergillaceae. The transcript is spliced from 2 exons. The record is from RefSeq and is a predicted model, not a curated record.